AUGAGUUUGAGACACAUGGAGAACAUGCCUUUUCACCAUGCAAGCCCUCCAGGAGCACAGAGGCAAUGCUGGAAGCCAUGGAUCUUCUCAGCAUUAGUUCUUGUGCUGCUGGUCUGUUCCUUCAGCACAGUAAUUUCUCUUUAUCUUCCCCUGCAGGCUGUCAGUGAGCCCUGUGUGGCUAAGUUUGGACCAUCACCAUCAAAAUGGCAAAUGUCAUCUCCUGAGCUUCCUUGCGUGAGCCAGAUAGCUGACUGGGAGCUGAAGAUACUUCGGGAUGGCUUGUAUUCCAUUUAUGGCCAAGUGGCUCCCAAUACAACCUACGAGGAAAAAGCUCCGUUUGAGGUGCGGCUGCGUAAAAACAAAGACGUCAUACAAGCUCUAACAAACAACGCGAUAAUCCAAAAUGUAGGAGGGACUUACGAGUUGCACGCUGGAGAUAUAAUAGACUUGAUCUUCAAUGCCAAACAUCAGGUUCUAAAGAAUAAUACGUACUGGGGGAUCUUAUUGUUGGCCAAUCCCCAGUUCAUCUCCUAG
Messenger RNA from Miniopterus natalensis, 534 nucleotides. It is a transcript of the gene TNFSF18, whose product is annotated as TNF superfamily member 18. Gene Ontology annotation, cellular component: cell surface. The record is from RefSeq and is a predicted model, not a curated record. Gene Ontology annotation, biological process: tumor necrosis factor-mediated signaling pathway; T cell proliferation involved in immune response; regulation of T cell proliferation. Lineage: Eukaryota; Metazoa; Chordata; Mammalia; Chiroptera; Miniopteridae. Gene Ontology annotation, molecular function: tumor necrosis factor receptor superfamily binding.